UGCGCGGCGCAGCGAGGACGCGGGGUGUCUGGACUCCGCCAUGGUGAGCGCAGCGACCCCGCGGAGCCGGUACCAGCGGCUGCAGAGUCCCCAAGCCCGAGCCCUCCGUCCCCCAGCUGUGGGGUGGGGGCUGGGCAUCCCGGGCGUCCUGUUGCGAGUUGCGAGGGUACUCGAGUCCCGCCACCGCGCUCCCCGCAGCUCCUGCCUGGCUAGGACCACGUUGGACACUGGGGCGCACGCAGGUCACGGUCCUUAGACCGAAGCCCCCCGGGGUUUGGGGCUUGCAGCACAUUCUUGGAACCAGCUGUUCUGAAAGGACUUGUGUCAGCUGGACAGUGCCAGCAACCGACCACCGGGUUACCUGGCCACAGUGACUCAUUGCCCCAGAAUUUUCCUGGACCUGCAUCUCUCUGCACGACCCAAUCCCACCACCUUACGCCCUCCCUGGCAGCCUUCAUCUGGAUGGAGAUAACACGGAAAGAUGCCCAGGUUGAUGGAUGGCCAUGAUGUAGACUUGCGUUUUCCUGGGAAAUCCUCAGGACAUAGUACUUCCAGAAAGUCCGAGGGAGGGAAGAACUCCGUUCCCUGGAAGCUGGAAAUGGAUCUUGGGUAGCCCAGGUUGGCCUGAAACACGUGAUAGAGCUUCCUGAAUGUCAGCACUAGACCCACCACUCUGGCCUGGAGACAAGAAAGACUUCACUCUUUGACCAGACUGGGCCUGAUCCCAGUCCUGCUUGGAGCAGACCAUACUUCUAGUGUCUGCUUCCUUAAUGUUCACCACUGUAUAUCAAAAGGACACUGCAAGACUAAACCAGAGUUCAUCUUUGAACGGGGGCUUCGAUUCAGGCCAUGGACCACAGCCGAAGCCUCAAUUCGAUGCGUGCCCAGUCGGAAAGCCAGGAAGUGUUGGCAAGAAGCAAGCAAGUGGAUUUUAAUGCAUGUGUUGACUUAACAUGCUUGGAAACGUUCGGAGAGAAGAGCAGUGUGCUAAACGUGAAGAAAGAGCUUGAGCUAACCCUGGAUGACCGGUUCCUGCCUUCACCCCACAGGUCCUUCUGACUGAUCUCUUGUAACUGUCACAUUGUUAUCAACAGCACGAUCGCUGGGUGUGGAGUUAGGAGGAAGGAGAAUUAAGAACAUGAACUGAACUCUCAGGAUCAUCUUGAUCAAGAGGCACUAAUGCCAUGUUGUUUCCCAGUGACAUGCUGCUACCUUGAGAACCACAGUGAGGACGCUGGGUGUCCUGGAACCUGGAAAUGGUGUUGGUGUCUUUCGAGGACGUAGCUGUGGACUUCACCUGGGAGGAGUGGCAGGACCUGAAUGCUGCCCAGAGGACCCUGUACAGGGACGUGAUGCUGGAGAACUACAGGAGCCUAGUGUUCCUGGGGCACUGCAUGGUCAAACCUGAGUUGAUCUUAAACUUAGAACAGGGACUUGGACCAGUGAGUACAGCAGGAACCUCGGUCUGGAACCUCUCAGGUAUCGACAAAGGGAAUAGCCUGGUUGAUACCAUCCAGGAAAAUGAUAGCAGACAUUUCUGGCAAAUUGAAAUCAACAGCCGUACAUCAAAUGAAGAACUGGUUGAAGCAGAACUGAAGAUUCAUGAGGAAAUCCAUCAAGGGACAAAGUCCUAUGAAUGUGAAGUAUGUUUGGAAGCAUUUUAUCUGAAGCCACAGUAUAGCACUGACCAGAGAUACCACACAUGCGAGAAUCCAUACAACUGUAAAAAAUUUAGAGGGGCUUUCUAUUCUAAGUCGACCUUCAGACCGUGUCAGAGGCUCGAGAGAGGUGAGAAACCCCACGCAUGUAUAGAGUGUGGGAAAUCCUUCUAUUGCAAGUCUCACCUCACUGUGCAUCAGAGGACCCACACAGGGGAGAAGCCCUACGAAUGUAAUGACUGCAAGAAGGCUUUCUACAGCAGGUCCCAGCUCAAUGUGCAUCUGAGAACUCAUACAGGUGAGAAACCCUAUGAAUGUAAGGAGUGCAGGAAGACUUUCUACCGCAAUUCUGACCUCACAGUGCAUCAGAGGACUCACACAGGCGAGAAGCCCUACGAAUGCAAAGUGUGCAGUAAAGCCUUCUACUGCAAUUCACAGCUCACUGUCCAUCACAGGACCCAUACAGGGGAGAAGCCUUAUGAAUGUCAAGUGUGCAAUAAAGCCUUCUACUGCAAGUCACAGCUUGCUGUCCAUCACAGGACCCAUACGGGGGAGAAGCCUUAUCAAUGUCAGGAAUGCAGGAAGGCAUUCCAGUGCAGGUCAGACCUCACUCGGCAUCUGAGAACUCAUACAGGCGAGAGGCCCUAUGGAUGUACGGAGUGCAGGAAGGCUUUCUACCGCAAGUCAGACCUCACAGUGCAUCAGAGGACACACACAGGCGAGAAGCCCUACGAAUGCAAAGAGUGCAGAAAAGCCUUCUACUGCAAUUCACAGCUCACUGUCCAUCAAAGACAGCACACAGGGGAGAAGCCUUAUGAGUGUAAAGACUGUGGGAAAGCCUUUCAGUGCAAAUAUGAACUCACUCGGCAUCACAGAACACACACAGGUGAGAAACCGUAUACAUGUAUGGAGUGCCAGAAAGGUUUUUACACCAAGUCAGAUCUCUCUCGACAUCUAAAAAUUCAUACAGAUGACAAACCCUGAAGAUAUAGGAGACAGUAGUAUUUAAUAAGUCGUCCUUAACUGACAUCAGAGAACACACUUAAAAACUUACCAUGAAGUUAGACUUAAUCUCAGAGAAUUCAGACACAUGCAAGAAACCAUUGAUGUCAGAAAAGUCUCUAGCUCAUCUCCAUGUGUAGACCAAUACAUUUAGGGAAUGUGAAAACUGUGUGCUCAAAUCUUUUGUGACAUCAUGUAGUAUAUACAGGUGAAUUUCCCUUUGAAUAUAAAGAAUACUAGAGCAUUUUUAUAAAAAUCAUAAAGUGCACAUUCAGUGGGCAGGAAAUCUUAUCCAGACUUUUUCAAUAUAUAUGACAUGGAAACUUUCAAUACCUAAGUCAGGUCUCAGUCUGCAGGAAAACUCCUAAGGUAUAGUAGUAUACAGCAAAUGAUUUAGCCAGGUACGGCUUUUCAUCCUGACUCUUGUGGGUGACCUUGGCAAGACUCAUUUGCACCUGAUGUUCAACAGCAUAGCAAGCCAUGAAAUCAAAAGACGGGAAAGCUCAGAUGGUGGUGGUCAGCUUUAAUACGGGUACUCAGGGGGGCAGCAUUGUAGGGAUCAGUAUGAGUUUGUGGCCAACCUCUUUAACAGAGUGUGUUCUGGGCCAGCUUAGGGAUUACAGUGAAAUUCUGUGAUGAAAAAAGUGAGGAAAUGUUAAGUGGCAAUAAAACCCACCAUAAGGGGCUGGGGAUUUAGCUCAGUGGUAGAGCGCUUACCUAGGAAGCGCAAGGCCCUGGGUUCAGUCCCCAGCUCCGAAAAAAAAAAAAAAAAAAGAACCAAAACCCACCAUAAGAGAAUGCAGCGACUUUUUAAAUAGUACUUGAAACUCAGCUGACAUCAGAAACACAACAAAAAUGCAGUAAAGCACAGGAGUGCGAUAUGAGAGAGUACAGGGGCCACACUACAUCGUCAGUAUAAGGACUUCAGUGUUGAGCUGUAGACACACACAGUAGAAACCCCAUCAGUCCACAGGUUAGAAAAGCAGCACUCACACUUUAGCAAGCAUGACAUCAAGUGUGAAGGUUGAGAACACGUUUGGAUUUAGAAACUGAAUUGAGGUUGACUGUGGUUCAGUCACAUGUGCCUGUGAAGCACAUGCAUUUCCUGUUCUUCUGGGUUUGAGACUUCUUACACAUCACCUGGAUUUUCAACACCCAUGCCUAUUUUUGAAAAGUAUAAGCAGUCUGGAAGAAGUUGCAAAAAAUCGAUCAUGCCUUUUUGAGCACUGUCAGUGAAAUCACACCUUGUACAGUGAGACCAGAUCUACAUAUGCAGGCCAGACUGACUUUGAACUCUUAGCAUCGUGGCCAGUUCUCCUAUUCACGGUCAUACUGAUUCAUGCUCUUGAGAUCUUGGAUUAGUGAAAAUUGUCUUCCGUGCAACUCUGUAUAUAUCAGUCUGUGUACGUUGCAUGUUAAUUUCCAGGUGGAAUUGUUUGAGAUGGAAAUGAAGCAUCCCAACUCCAUGAUGCUACCAAAUAAACACAACGAUAUUCCCAGCCACUGGACAGUAAGCUGCUUCUUUGGGCAUUUCUUCUUCUCAUAACUAGUUUGGUAGAAGUUAGUGAACAUAGUAGACAAAACCAGCAAUGCUAAUUAACAUCUCUUCCUACAGAAUUUCUUCUCAUGACAUGGUUUUUUUCUAUAUGUUAUUAUAUGUAUUCAAAUUUUGUCUCCAGAGCACUCAGCCUGACAAUACAGGAAACAUGUAUACUUUGUAUACGAUGUAAUAAUGGAGGAAGGUGGAAGUGGCAUGGUGCAUGCCUUUGUAUGUGUGUAGUUCUGAUUGGAUGUUCAGUAUACGUAAGUGAGAUGCAUAGACUGUAACAGAUAGAUAGAUAGAUAGAUAGAUAGAUAGAUAGAUAGAUAGAUAGAUAGAUAUUGCAACUUAUUCUAUUUAUUAUCUUUCUGUCACUGUAAGUAUCAGACACAAAUGAAGUUUGAAGUAAUUGUGUUGGAUUGUGGUUUCAAAGGAUUUUGUUCAUGGUUACUUUGCCAGAGCAAUAUGAACAGUACUGUGGUGGCAGUAGUUGUGAUAGAAGAGAUUCCGCACAUCAUGUCGGGAAAUGGACCAAAGAAUAGACCAUGUACCUAUUACAUCUUCUAAUGUGUCACCCUGAUUAUAUAAAUUUAACUAGACACUACCUUCCAAAGUUUGUAUCAGUGCUCAUAUUUGAAUUCAAGUUCUGUGGGAGAGAUUUCAUGCAAAAACCAACACACAUGCCAGGCAGUGGUGGCACACACUUUGAACCCCAGUGCUUGGGAGCGAGAGUCUGGGAAUCUGUAAUUUGAGGCCAGCCUGGCUUAUAGAACUAGUUCCAAGACAACCAAGACUACACAAAGAAACCCUGUCAUGAAUUUUUAAAUUAAAAAAAUAAACAAAAUUAAAUAAAACCAAAAUACACUACAAAUAUCAACCUUUAAUAAAAUUUUAUUUAUAAAUUCUUGAA
Messenger RNA from Rattus norvegicus (Norway rat), 5110 nucleotides. RefSeq names its product zinc finger protein 717 (gene Zfp717). Gene Ontology annotation, cellular component: nucleus. Gene Ontology annotation, biological process: regulation of DNA-templated transcription. The record is from RefSeq and is a predicted model, not a curated record. Lineage: Eukaryota; Metazoa; Chordata; Mammalia; Rodentia; Muridae.